CUCCGUCCCUCCCUGUAACGCUGCUAUAAAGGCCGGGUAGUGACAGACUGGGCUCACACACAGCGUGAGGACAACAUGAUUUCUGCCAGCCUGAUCGCUCUGGGUCUCAGUCUGUGCUUCCUGGGAGCCAGGGCUACGGAUCCGGCAGGUGAGUUAACCCAGAACUAUCCAAUCCUUAUUCAGUCUGUGAGGCUUGAUUAACCUAAGGUCCAGGGCUUAUACAGGGAACCUGGAACCGUGAAUUCACCCAUUCACCAACCCCAUGUGAAGAAUGAAGGGGGUCUCAAACCUGUAACAUGCCUCGGGCACCACGGGAUCUUACUCCUGUGAAUAUGUUUGGGCACUCUCUAACAUAAUGGUGGCCAAAAGGUAGAUCGUCCUCUGUUGUACAACUUCCACAAUGCUAUGCCAGCUGGGGUCUAUCAUUUGCCCAUCUUUGCAGGGUUGUGUUUGUGAUUAAAUGUAGUCAUGUUUUUGCAUGAAGUAUGUGUGCACGCGUGUAGAGUUGUAUUUGUAUGAACCGGUGUCACUGGAAUGCAGUGGAGUACUUCUAGGCAAUGCUUGCAUUGCACGCUGACAUACAAAAACACUGACACACAUAUAAACAGAGUGAUACAUACAGAGAUACACACACUGACAUACACAAACACUAACAUAUACAUACACAGAUACACACACGUCAUAAUUGUUAUAUUUUCAGCCACCUUUUUGUUAACAUACUUUUUAUGUGCAGGAGGGUGGCCUCCUUCCUUGUGUCCUGCUGGCUGAGGCUGAUAGGAGUGUGGGGGUGACAGGAGCCAGGUCUCCACUUGCCCUCCAAUCCUGUAAUUCCUCAUCCUCUCUCCCACGUGGUGCUCUCUCUGUAGCUGGGCUCUCACUUUCUCCAGCUCUGGCUGCCUGCAGUACAGGGUCCCGGUCAUGCUGUUAAAGGGCUGCGGCACCUGACCUUAGGAUGAACCCAAGUGCAUGUGCCAUCCGAUGGUCCCCCAAGCAUGCGUACUUCCGCCUCUGUCCUGUAUAGUAACAGAAUAGCAUGUCCUGUCCUGUAUAGUAACAGAGAAUAGCGUGUCGUGUCCUAUGAAGUAACAGAGAAUAGCGUGUCGUGUCCUGUAUUGUAACAGAGAAUAGCGUGUCCUGUCCUGUAUAGUAACAGAGAAUAGCGUGUCGUGUCCUGUAUAGUAACAGAGAAAAGCAUGUUGUCUCCUAUAUACUAACAGAGAAUAGCAUGUCGUGUCCUGUAUAGUAACAGAGAAUAGUGUGUCCUGUAUAGUAACAGAGAAUAGCAUGUUGUGUCCUGUAUAGUAACAGAGAAUAGUGUGUCCUGUAUAGUAACAGAGAAUAGCGUGUCCUGUCCUGUAUAGUAACAGAGAAUAGCGUGUCCUGUUCUGUAUAGUAACAGAGAAUAGCGUGUCGUGUCCUGUAUAGUAACAGAGAAUAUCAUGUCGUGUCCUGUAUAGUAACAGAGAAUAGCGUGUUGUGUCCUGUAUAGUAACAGAGAAUAGCCUGUCGUGUCCUGUAUAGUAACAGAGAAUAGCGUGUCCUGUCCUGUAUAGUAACAGAGAAUAUCAUGUCGUGUCCUGUAUUGUAACAGAGAAUAGCAUGUCGUGUCCUGUAUAGUAACAGAGAAUAGCGUGUCGUGUCCUGUAUAGUAACAGAGAAUAGUGUGUCCUGUAUAGUAACAGAGAAUAGUGUGUCCUGUAUAGUAACAGAGAAAUAGCAUGUCCUGUCCUGUAUAGUAACAGAGAAUAGCAUGUCGUGUCCUGUAUAGUAACAGAGAAUAGUGUGUCCUGUAUAGUAACAGAGAAUAGUGUGUCGUAUCCUGUAUAGUAACAGAGAAUAGCGUAUUGUGUCCUGUAUAGUAACAGAGAAUAGCGUGUCGUAUCCUGUAUAGUAACAGAGAAUAGCAUGUUGUGUGGUAUCGUUGUGUAGAAUUUCGCCAAUAUAAUGGAUGCAACCAGUCGUUUUGGGUAGAAGAAGCAAUCUGAGCUUUAUUAGGCCACACUCGGCUUUUUAUACAGUGUCCCUAGCAUGGAGUUUCUAAGACAAAAUCACAGGGUUUCCUUCCCACAAGUCAUUGUGUUUGAGAUGACUGAGCACCGACGAACGCAUACCCUGGAUUUUUACGACAUGAAUGCUUGCCUUGUUCGGUACUUUCUUAGUCCAGCUGGUCGGGAGGAUGAAUGGGCAAGGGUACGAGUGGGGUUCACGAGCUUGCGUAGUCAACUCAAAGAUCCAUGCCAUUAAUGACCAUAUAAUGGUUCCUGCGUUCGGUAGACAAGAUGGCCGCCAAUCCUGAUAGCACGUGUGUUCAUAUAUGCAAAUGAAGGCCACCCAGCGAAGCACUUGAAGUGAUGGUUUGUGGUUAACAUCCAGGGGUUGUCGGUGAUUACAAGGUGUUAACAAGGGGGACAACCACUUCUGUCGGUAACCGAACAGAAGGUAACGGAUAGCCGAACACAAAGGAACAAUUAUCACGUAGUGAUUCCAUUCGAAUGCAAGGGGAUAUCAGAUGAAACAAAGUACAAAUAAGGGAACACGCACAGGGAGUCCCAUGGAAACGGAUCAAUACUUUGAUACAUUUUUCUACAUUUCUUGAACUCACACCAUACUGCAGUAUCUCCUAAAUAUGCUUUAUUAACCCCACGCCUGCUGCAUUAACCCCACACCUGCUGCAAUAAUCCCUAACCAAGCUGUUUUUGUAAAUAAGUCAGAGAAACCCCUCAGCCAACAAGCUAGAGAGAUACAGAUACAAACAAACACAUAUGUAUUUUUCAAUGUUUCACACAGACAUUCCUGUAAAAUGCUUUAAUCAAUUAUUACCCAUUAUGUCUGAAUAAUGAUAUUUUUUGGUUCCUUUUCCUGAUGUAGAGAAGCCGGGCAUUUGUCCUUUGGACGUUGAUUACCCACGAUGUGACUCGGUGAAUGUAAACAAUCUGAAGAACGAUUGUCGGACAGACAGAGACUGCAAGGGGGACAGAAAGUGCUGCUUUUCUGGCUGUCAGAAACAGUGCCUCCUGCCUCUGAAAGGUGUGGAACCUGACACAUAAAACGUACUACUGCCAUGUUUGGAAUGUUCUGAAUGUCACUUAUUGACACAAUAGUCUAUAGUGUACAUAAUGUAACAAAGCACUAAAAUGUGACAAGCUGAGAAAGCCUAUCUAGCAUUAAUGCUGUCUAUAACUAAUACUAAUAAUGUUUUGGUGCUAAAUAGACAAUCUACCUGUGCAUGGCUAGUGUGAUACAAUAAGUCUACAUCUUAAAGAUGCAAUAACCCACAGAAGAUGGGCGAGAAUUUUUUUGGACAAAUGUAACUUUGAUUCGAAUUUACUACAUCAGCAUAAGAGGGAGCAGGAUGCAAAAGCGGAGUGGCCGUCCCCUUGCGCUCGUCGGUAUGUACUAGCUCUAGAAUUCCCACAGUUAUCCAAGUAACAGACGGAGUAACUGAUUUAAUGACUCCUAAUGAGCCAUUUCUGUGUAAUGGCUGGGUGCGCUUUCGGCGUUCUCACCCUGCUGCUGCUCGCCUGUCUGCGCUGCAGCGUAACUUCGGCCUUCCCGCUCACCGCCUCAUAUGUGUACUCAUUCCAAUUACAGGGCCUGGAAAGAGUCCUGUAUUGUUAUUUAUCAUCCUUACCUCCCCGCAUCGGGAGUGGGUAAUUUGCGCGCCUGCUGCCUUCCUUGCAUGUGGUAGCCUUUUCUCAGCCUCCCUCUCUGGAAUCGAACACUGAUUCCCUGUUACCCGUGGUCAACAUGGUAGGCGCAGAAAGUAACAUUGAAAGUUGAUAGGGCAGACAUUCAAAUGCGUAGUCGCCGCCACGGUCACCGCCUCCUCAACCUCCUACUCCACAUCCACCUCCUCCUCCUAGAGCAGGGUGCAAAAGCGGAGCAGCCAUCCCCUAGACAGUACGCCUGCUACUGCACACCGCACCCAGGGACCGAGCACACCAAAGUCAGCUCCAAGGAGUUCCCUGGCAUGGCAGUUCUUCAGACGAUGUGCUGACGACAAGACACGAGUGGUUUGCACACUGUGCAAUCAGAGCCUGAAGCGAGGCAUAAAUGUUCUUAACCUGAGCAAAACCUGCAUGACCAGGCAUCUACAUGCAAAGCACGAGCUGCAGUGGAGUAAGCACCUCAAAAACCAAGGAAGGUCUCAGGCUCCUCCUGCUUCCUCUUCUGCUGCUGUCUCGGCCUCUUCCUCCACCUCUGGAGUGACAGUGGCACCUGACACCCCGCAAACAGAGGAUGUGGCAGCAACGCUACCACGUCCGCCACCAUCCCCAAGCAUCUCCACACUGUCCCAUGGAAGCGUUCAGCUGUCCAUCUCCCAAACACUGGAGAGAAAGACGAAGUACCCCCCUAGCCACCCACAAUCCCUGGCCCUGAAUGCCAGCAUUUCAAAAUUCGUGGCCUUUGAAAUGCUGUCAUUCUGUCUGGUGGAGACGGACAGUUUUAAAAACCUGAUGGUGUUAUUGGACUGCAAGAAAUGCACCGCAGGCCGCAAAUGUUUCUUUUUUUAUAUGUCCCAAUAUUUUGGGGGCUACCCCAAUUAAAAUAAAAAAAAUAUAUAAAAAACAGUGUUGGCUACCUCCUCCUGCUCCACCGCUGCUUCCACCUACACCGCCACGGUCACUGCCUCCUCAACCUAUGGAUCUCUUAGUAUAAACUAGGUACACAGUAGCAGAGGUUUGUGAAGGCCUUUUCUCCAUGCAUCAGGUGUUGAGCUCAGUUUGAACAAUGAAAGAGAAUACCCUGCACUCCAACCCUCCCUCAAAUGGAUAAUUCUGGUGAUCCUCCUGACAGCCAUGCUUUAGAUUUUGAUUUAUGCUCUUCCAAAGCUAAAAUCAAAGAUUCCAUCUAGUGCUAUUUUAUGGCUCAGCUGUAUUUUAAAUGUUUAUGUAUUUGAUGUUAUUUUAAGGGAUUUCCCUAUCCACAUUUGUUUAUAGGGCACUUGUCCUACUUACUCCCAUUUUAUUUCGUUUUGCAGCCCCCUAGCCCUUUCCAUUACUUUUUUAGAGGCAUUUUAGUGCCCAAAAGUUCGGGUCCCCAUUGACUUCAAUGGGGUUUCGGGGUCAAGUUCAGGUCAAGUUCUAGCCCAAACUCGAACUAUUUGACGAAGUUCAGCCGAACUCAAACAUCCAGGUGUCCGCUCAACUCUUUAACAACUGCUACCUGACAUUGUUGCUCUUAAAGGACCACUAUAGUGCCAGGAAAACAUACUCGUUUUCCUGGCACUAUAGUGCCCUGAGGGUGACCCCACCCUCAGGGUCCCCCUCCCGCCCGGCUCUGGGGAGAGGAAAGGGGUAAAACUUACCUUUUUUCCAGCGCCAGGCUGGGAGCUCUCCUCCUCCUCUCCGCCUCCUCUCCUCCCAUUCGGCUGAAUGAGCGCGCAUUCAGACGGUCUCAUAGGAAAGCAUUUACAAUGCUUUCCUAUGGACUCUAUGGGGGCUCUUAUUGACUCCUAUAGGGUUUCUCUGAAACUGCUAUGUUUAUAAAAAAAAAUGGGUUAACCCUAGAGGGACCUGGCACCCAGACCACUUCAUUAAGCUGAAGUGGUCUGGGUGCCUAGAGUGGUCCUUUAAGUCCUUUUUGUUUAUUCUUUUCCCUAACUCCCUAACCCUAGUUCCAUUUAGGGUAUAAGUUCAUUGUGCAUUCCACAUCGGUAAUGCAUGACUGCAUUUAUCUACAUUCAAUCUCAUCUGCUAUCUAUGUUACUAUAGCACAGACAAUCCAUUCACAUAUUUAUUAGUUUUGUAGUGCUGCCAUGUGUUUUAUUUUCAUGUGUGCAGGGUAAUGUGCACGCCAAGCCAAUGUCUUCACAAGAUGCAGUUAUUUAAAAACUUUCACUGAAUUUUUAAAUAUUUGAUUUUAUUACUAUUUAAAAAAAAUUACUAACGUUUCCACAUUGCAAACAAUCUAAACACCAUUAAAAUUACGAUUUGUUUAUUUAAAUUAAAUGUAAAUUAUUGAAAAAUAGCUAAAACAGAUUACAGUGGAAACUAAUUCCAGAAUUCUAAUCAGAAAUUUUAGGUUGGAAAAUACAGAAUUUGCAAAAACAUUUUCCAUCUUAAAUUUGCAAUUCUUUGUCAAUUUUUCCAGUCCUCAGCUUAUUGUGUAACUGUUUUCGUGCACAAUAUAGACCCGAACAUGUUCUGUGUUAAUGCAGCCGGUGACCAUCUAUUACCUUAUUAGUCCGUCUUUCUGAUGACAUUUUUCAACAAUUUGGUCUCGUCUGCAUUAAUUCAUCAUGAAGUUGUGUUUAAUUGAUGGUUUAUAUUAAGCAUUUCUUAAUUUAUUGCAUUAGAAAUAGCUAAGGUUUUAUACCGGGUCUACCUCAGGCACAAAGAUAAUGCUCAUCAUCUUAAAAACAUAAAGUAGUCCAAUUGUUUGGAGGGUCCGGCGUUUUCUAGGUAGAAUGCAUGAAAAGUUAGAUGACGGAAUGGAAUUGAUUCCAUUCAUUAUUCUACCUAGAAAGUUACUCUAAUUAAAAAUAUAGCAAUAAUAUGUUCUUUUAAGGUCUAAAAGUGGGAAUUGCUCGAAUUUUACCUUUUUGGUCCAAGUAACAGAAUUGAAAAAUUCUCCAUUUUGCCAGCCUGGCUAUCAUGAGAUAAAUUGUCAACCCAUCCAGUGCUGUAUGGGGCCAUUCGGACAUUAUUCACACUUUUUAAUAAUAUCCAGAUUUUGCAAUUCAGGGCCUGAACGGGUCUGAAUGUGGUUCAGAUGGUUAAAACCUGGACCCGAAUGCUUUAAAUCCAGGCCCGGGUUUAAAAAUAUCUGAACUAUUUAUAUACUUUUUAAUGGAAGGUGGCUAAAGACUUGGGGAGGUGGCCAUAUACUAAUUGUGGGGUGGUCAAUGCCAUGUCCACACCCUUAUUGUAUAGUUAUUUAGAUUCCCCCACCUGCCACAUAUGCAUGGAUUUCGGGGGAACAUUAUAACCUCCCCCUGAAUAUUAUAAUUAGGGCCCCCACCCUCCACCAAUGGGUGGGGGCUGGAAGAGACACUUGGUCCCCCUGUUAAAUUAUAAUAACCCUUACCUCUUUAUUUAUUUUUUAUUAAAUAGUCCGCUGGCCACCAUUGUUUAUUUUAAAGUUCCCCACACAAUGGAUACAAGUGUAGGUUACGGAGGUAACUAUGCCUCCCUCAUUAUUUAUCCCAGUCACAAGUUUUAUACACAGUGGAUAUGCCUUUAUCCGAGGUAUAGGGUAUAGGGAGGAUUUAGACCUAAUGGGGUCUCUUAUUGACUCCUAUAGGGUUUUUAUUUUACUUUUUUUAAUGUACCAGCUGGCUGACACAUAAUUAACCCUUGCAAUGCUGAUGGUUGUUUAACUAUUUGUCAUCUGGCUGUUCGCACUGCAAAUAAAAAAAAUAAACAAUAAUUUGUCAAUGUGAAUUCUGCUAGAUGCAUUUGGCCCCAAUUUUUGUAAUAUUGUGAAUCUUCCGGGUCCUAUAAUUAGUGCAGGAUUUGGGUGUGAAAUACUGAUUAUAAUCCAGACACCGAAUGCAUCCGGGCGAUUGCUGCAGAACGCUCGGGCCGGAGUUGGUUUUAGUAAAUAUGAGAAUUGCCUUUAAUAUCUGCUGUUUAGUGAAUAAUCCUGCAGGUGUCCAUUCUGGAACACAAGAUGAGAACAGAAAUAAAUUAUAAAAUGUUUUAUUUACUGAAUAUGCAAUUUAUCUUGGAAUGUUUGUAUUUACUGUCAUCUGAAUAACCUGCUCUCAUCCUACAGCUAAGCUGGACCCGUGUCCUUCCUAUGAUCCCUCCAUAUGUGCACGCAUCCGCCUUUCCCCCGGUAACUGCCAUAUGGACAACCAAUGCCAAGGAACUGAAAGAUGUUGCUUCUACUGCGUUGAUUACUAUUGCGGAAGGAUAGUGAUUGGUGAGUCUGGCUCCAUGCUGCCCCCUGUGGAUCACUGAGUCAGGGCAUGUCAGGAUUCCCCAGGGCAAUCAGUUACAUCACUAAGUGUCACCAUUUAUGACGAAAAAAAACCUAAGACAGAUUUGUGAUAGUGGGUGAAACAAUUGUCUUUCUACACCAAGCCCACCAAAGUACCUACCUAUAAGAAAUAAAAUGUCUAUUGCUGGCUAUGAUUGCAGAAGUCAGACGAAAACGACCUCUUCACUCCACUGAUGCCGGUGAAAAUCCAUCAAGAUCCGCUCCAUGCUAUGUAUCACUUUUAUUGCUCCCACUAACUGCUUGACCCCAACUAUACCUAGCUAUCGGCAAUGCAAACACCAACUUUAGUGCCCUGCUAUCAGUACAUGAUUUGGGGGGCUAUGUCUAUCAGUAGAAGAUUUGGGGUACCCUGCCACAAGUAGAAGAUUUGGGGUGCUCUGCCAUCAGUAGAAGAUUUGGGGUGCUGUGUAAUCAGUAAGGGGGUUCAGGCAUUCAUUGUCAGUGGUCCAUCAAACGGAGCCAUGCCCAGAUAUCCGUCCGUUCACAUAGAUUCAGAGAGUUCCUACACUGCCUGAGAGUGAUGGGUGUUAUCUUCUAAAAACAGCUGAGUACUUGCUCUGUAAAAGGAAAAGAGAGCCUCUUUGUGCUGUGGAUGACGACUCCCACAAUGCUAAAUCUUCCAUUAGUUGAGCUUAGAGUGAUGUGCAAUGUUAUGACCUGGAAUAAAAUGGGGUUUUAUUGGGAAUUUCACUGUUAGGUUUCUGCAGACACUGCGGAGGUGCUGGAUAUAAAUAAUAAAAUCCCUGAAAUCUCCACGUUGUAAGACUAUGAAAUGUAGAACUGCAGAAGGUGUGAGGUUCUAUAAAUGUCAGUAACACAAGCUGUAAUGAUGAAGGCUGCGUGAUUUGGAAGAUCCGUUUGGUUUUAUCAUCGUAUUAAUAAAUGAUUUUAUAAUAAAUUAACCAAUACUUUGCUUUUCUUCCAACAGAAAACUAAUCUCUAUCCGGUAACGAGUGACGGACGCUGCAUAGCACAUAGCACACUGAUGGCACGCCUCGUGAUCCAUCCUACUAUCUCUCCGCUUGGGAUGGACUGUGUCCCACCACUUCCCAUCCAAUCAUUGCUAAUUACUGUCGCUUGAUGUAACUGAUUCCAAUAAAUAGAAAUAUCAUCACUCCAUUGUGAGACCCUGCUUUCUGUGUGGGAUUACAGAUAGCACAUAAUGGGA
Messenger RNA from Pelobates cultripes (western spadefoot toad), 9115 nucleotides. NCBI's taxonomy places the organism in Eukaryota, Metazoa, Chordata, Amphibia, Anura, Pelobatidae. The record is from the annotation of a GenBank genome assembly.